Parnassius apollo (apollo) is the source of this 726-nucleotide messenger RNA. Lineage: Eukaryota; Metazoa; Arthropoda; Insecta; Lepidoptera; Papilionidae. The record is from the annotation of a GenBank genome assembly.
AUGCAUCGACUUUUUGCUGACCUGGAGCCAUCUGUAACCGUCACCGAGCGAAACCUGGCGGACCGAGUUAGUUAUAUCUUGCGCUCAAAUAUAUUUGAUGUUACCGAACUCGAACGGCUACGACGUGAGGCUGUUCCUUCAUCGGGUGAAAAUGCUGCGGCUGAGGAUGUAGCGCCACAACUUGCAGAGCGAACGACAAAUGUGGAUGCCACCGUGAAUACCCCAGUUGUGGUUGAUUCAAACGAUGGUGAAACAGUCGCCCAGGAACUGGAACUAGAGCAAAUGAGGAGUACAUUGGAGGAGGCAAUUGUGGUAACGCACAGUACGCCUCUCAAAAAUCGAUUGCGACAUCCCCGCAUAGGCCUAAGCAAGCGGAAUUGGGCUGUCAUGAGGGCUCUGAACCCAAUGCUGGUAACCUAUUCGGAGCCAGCCGGGAUCUUUGCGAGACGGACAAAUCUUUUUGGCACCGCACUGGCAGUCUACCGUGUUAUAGGCGCCAAACUUUCCACGGUCAGACGCACUACUGGACAAAAACAAAUUAGUGCUAUCCUAUCCUGGAGAAUAAGAAUUGAAGAACGUAUCGCAAAGGCCAGGGCCCUCAUCGGCAGACUGAUAUGCUUCAGGUCAGGCAAUACCAGGCCAAAGAUUGUGUGCAUUGUCAGGAUGGCGUUAGCUGGGACAAAUGUUAGUUUGUCCCAGCCGGAUAUAAUGCAAAAACUCCACUGA